Messenger RNA from Fusarium sp. VM40, 2067 nucleotides. Lineage: Eukaryota; Fungi; Ascomycota; Sordariomycetes; Hypocreales; Nectriaceae. The record is from the annotation of a GenBank genome assembly.
AUGUCAGACCGUGUUAUCCGUCGGCGCAAUGUCAAAACUCGCAAUCGCAAUGGCUGCGUGACGUGUCGAGCUCGGCGAUUGAAAUGUGAUGAAACCAAGCCCGAGUGCAGUAAUUGCACAAGACUCAGCAUUCCCUGUGGUGGCUACGCGAGGCAGAUUGUGUUUAAGGAUCAGACAAAGCUGUUCAACCAAGACUCUCCUCGACGUACAAGAUCAGGCCAAAAGCUGGACGACGACUCAACCCAUCCUGCACCACAAGAUACCCUUGAUAAUGUUUCGGCCAACCCGGAGGACCAUAGCCCGGCCCGGAACUAUCUGUCACCGUAUUCCACCCCAGUGGCGAACUUCGACAGCGAUACAGUGGAGUCGCAGAUCACUUUCUGUCACCAGGGUCAUUCAAACGUUGCAAAUCAGGCUGCGACUUUAUUGUCAGGUUCAAACACCCCGGCAGACUGGGAUUUCGGAUCGCUACCACAAGGUGCGGUGGAUACCCCUGCGCCAGUCACCGUAGGCCAUGAGCCUCGUUCUUCAGUGAUAUCUCCCGUUGGUAUCCCACUUUACAGCCCUUCAGUUGGACCAAACCCAUUGCCUAGCCAAGCAACCUCAUCGCAGAGUAGAUCUGGCUCUAUUAGAAGCGAAAAUUUCUUUGGGAUCAAGACAGCGCCGACUAUACCACAAGGUCUCCUUGAGAGCAUGAAGUUUCCGGAAGAUAUGCUAUACUAUCACCAUUUACGUGACACGUCUCCCUACGGAGUACUGUCCGUGUUAUAUCUCAACGAUAUUCUCGAUGCAGAAUACCUCAAUGGGUCGUUCUACCAUGCUGCAUUGGGCCUGUCCGCCCUCAAGAUAUGGAAGUCUGAUGCCCAACUCCGGGUACGGAAUGUUGCAGCAAUACAUGCCCUUGAGCACUUUGUGGUGGCGCUGGGUGAUAUCGGCAAGAUGCAGAUACGGGAUACCGAUGCAGACACCCCUACAUUCCAUGGCUCACAAGACCUGGAAAAACGGGAAAAGGCCGUAUGUUGGUUGGGUACAGUCUUGUUGUUGGCACAUUUUGAACUCAAGCGUGGGCAGUUGAGACUGUGGUGUGUCCAUGGGCAUGCUGCAGUCAACUUCCUAUCAUCACAUUUGAGUCUUGUGCUAUCAACGAAAAAUGGCGAGUCUUUGGUUCGUGCCUUUUCCAGGAUUGCGGCUCUGUUGGAGAUCUAUGACCGCACCCAUUCGAUUCAAAAGCAGGCUAUAUCACCAGAGGUUUCGAGUACUCUUGUCGAAUUUCUUGCUACGUCAACAGUGCAUUAUGAUCAGCUACUGUAUAUCAUGCCGAGGGUAAACAUAUUAGAGGACGAAUGGAGGGCGAACCUUCGGCCUGAUGCGCAAUGGGACGAGCGAGUUGACAGAUUAAGGACUGAGCUGGACCAAUGGCGAGAUAAGUUACCGCCCGGAGAGGUCCCUUCCUUCGACGACCAACUAGAAGCCGACGACACGCAGCCCCCGCAGAUUUCAGGCAUCAAUAUCGAGCCACUAACAAUCCUAUCAUCUCAUGAGCCUGUGAGGGCGGCUACGAAUUUCGCACAUUAUCUAAUGUCAAUCUUGCGACUCGACAUGAUGUAUUCUCCAUUCAAGAGUCAAAGGCUGACUGCAGCCGAGUCUAGUACCAUAGUACGUAAGAUUUGCCGUCUUGCAAUUGGACUGCCGUACACCCUCUGUGUUAGCGUCAAUAAUUACGGACAUGGCAUGCUUCCAGCAGUGUUGAAUGCAUAUCACUUGGCAGAUGAGACCAUGGCGAAUUGGAUCAAAAACUGGAUAGCGUCACGGCCUAAUAUGCGGGAGGGAAUCUGGGAUAUAGAACGCGUGCAGAGGUUGAUAGCAUAUCUAGACAGAGAGUAUUCUGGGCGAGGUUCGAAGGCAGGUUGGACAGUCAUCAAAACCCGUAUGGUAGAUUUGGACGAUGAAGAGGACCAGGAUGAUUCAGCCCCAGAUGGUGAAGAUGGUAUACCUCAAAGCUUUUGUGUUGAGAUAUACUCCAAAGGGAAGCGGGGGUGGAGUAUUGAUUUUGUAGAGAUUGACUAG